Aspergillus nomiae NRRL 13137 is the source of this 1338-nucleotide messenger RNA. RefSeq names its product putative ribosome associated DnaJ chaperone Zuotin. Gene Ontology annotation, molecular function: Hsp70 protein binding; ribosome binding. The record is from RefSeq and is a predicted model, not a curated record. NCBI's taxonomy places the organism in Eukaryota, Fungi, Ascomycota, Eurotiomycetes, Eurotiales, Aspergillaceae. Gene Ontology annotation, biological process: regulation of translational fidelity; 'de novo' cotranslational protein folding. Gene Ontology annotation, cellular component: cytosol. The transcript is spliced from 3 exons. Bases 1 to 1338 code for a protein of 445 amino acids.
AUGACUUCUGUCCAAGUUGUCAACGUCUCUUUGCCCGCCCUUUCUGAGGGUUGGUCUGCUGAGGGGGGCUUCAAGGCCGUCGGCACUCUUUCUGGUGCUACCCAGCGGAAUCUGGAGCCUGUUGGCCCUCACUUCUUGGCCCACGCCCGUAGAAAGCGUCACCACCGCACCUUCUCCGAGGAUGAGAGAAUCCAGGCCCAGCAGAACGUCAAGAAGACUGAAGAGGAGGAGGAUGACGAGAUCUCCGAGGACGAAGACCCCAUGAUGCUGUCUCGGGACGCUAAGGACUGGAAGAGCCAAGAUCACUACGCCGUCCUUGGUAUUACCAAGUACCGUUGGCGCGCCACCCCCGAGCAGAUCAAGCGUGCCCACCGCAAGAAGGUUCUGCGCCACCACCCCGACAAGAAGGCCGCCCUGGGUGACCGUGACGAGAACGACAGCUUCUUCAAGUGUAUCCAGAAGGCCCACGAAGUGCUCUCAGACCCCGUCAAGCGUCGUCAGUUCGACUCCGUCGAUGAAGCCGCCGAUGUUGAGCCCCCCACCAAGAAGGAGGCUGCCAAGGGUAACUUCUACAAGCUGUGGAACCGUGUCUUCGACUCCGAGGGCCGUUUCUCCAGAAUCCAGCCCGUCCCUAGGUUGGGUGAUGACAACAGCACCUUCGAGGAAGUCGACAACUUCUACAACUUCUGGUACAACUUCGACAGCUGGCGUUCGUUUGAGUACCUCGAUGAGGAUGUGCCCGAUGACGGCGAAAGCCGUGACCAGAAGCGUCACACCGAGAAGAAGAACGCCAACGCCCGCCGCAAGCGCAAGAACGAGGACACUGCUCGUCUCCGUAAGCUCGUAGACGACUGUGCUGCUCAGGAUGAGCGUAUCAAGAAGUUCCGUAAGGCUGCUCGUGCUGACAAGGACAAGAAGCGUCUUGAGAAGGAGGCUGAGGCUAAGCGUCUGGCUGAGGAGAAGGAGAAGGCUCGUCUGGAAGAGGAACAGCGCAAGAAGGAUGCUGAGGAGGCCGCUAAGGCUGAGCGUGAGAAGAACAAGAAGGCCAAGGAGGCCGCUAAGAACGCUACCAAGAAGAACAAGCGUGUUGUCAAGGGCUCCGUCAAGGAGGUCAACUACUUCGCUGAUGGCGAGGCCUCCGCCGCCCAGGUCGACUCCGUUCUGACCGACGUUGAGCUUAUCAUGGGCAAGAUUGAUGCCGAGGAGCUUGCCGGUCUGGCUGAGCGUCUUACUGCUGCUGGCAAGGAUGCUGCUGCCGUCAAGAACGUCUACGCUGAGGAGGCCAAGAGACUCGUUGGUGCCGGUAAGCUCAAGGAGGGCGAGACCAAGAACUUCUAG